AUGGCUACUUUGGCGGAGAAGAAAGAUGUCAUGGAUGACACACCUCGCCGGUGGCAGCUUGAUGGCACGGAGGCUCAGAUGGAGAAAGUCCUCUUCAAAGCAGAUGAGGACACCGCUUCAGAAUACCUGAAGGACCUGAUCAGCUCCGUCGGCCUAAAGGAUGCAUGGGGUGAGAUGGCCAAGAGGUUCCGUUCUGUGCAGGCGCAGCAUGCCCAGCUCAUGUCCCUGGCAAGCCGAGACGCCCUGAACCGGGAUUUCGUGACGCGGCCGGAGUUCAGGCUCACAGUGCAGGAGGAGCACUACCGGAAGCUGCAGGACCACACGAAACGCCUCUCAGCAUUGGAGCAGCAAUUGCAAGAAGAGCAGACAAAACGGCUGGAGCUUACGGAGGCUUUGCACGAAUACGCAGAGAGAACCGAUCGGGAGCUCAAGACCUUGAAGCCAGAGGUGACCAAAGCCCAUGCCUGGCUCCAGACGCUGGAUCAAAGGUGCCAGGAGCAGAACACAGCAAACCUGAAAGCUUUUGAAGAUUUGCAGGAGCAGCUCAACAGCCGUGAGAAGAAGCUCCGAGAGGAGGCAACGAAGCUUUCGAAAGCCCUCGAGGCCGAAGUUGUGGAACGCAAGGUUUUGGGUAUCGAAGUGAAGAAACAGAAGGAGUUCUUGGCAGGAGAAGCCUUCCAAAAACACAUGGAGGAUACGUGUAACAAAGCUCUGGCCCACUAUGUUCACAGGGAUGUAAUGAUGUCAGAGGUUCAGAGCUCCACGGAACAUAUGUGUCAGCCUCUACAUGUUCUUAUCGGCAAGCUGGAGAAGACUGUGCAGACCUUGGCCCAAGAGCUGCGAAUGAAGGAUGCAUACCUGGAGCAAUGCCUUGAGAACGAGGCUGCCAAGCUGUCUCACAAGGACGAACUCCUAAACGAGCGCAUAGACGCCGUGGUGGACGAACUGCCUGAGAAGGCUACCGUCGUGUCCGUGGACGAUGUGAAAGGCAAGCUCUUGUUUCAUGUGGACAAUCUGGAAUCUCUGCACACGCGAUUACAGAAAGAGGCCACGCACAAGCUCCAGGAGGUGGUCACCCGCGUCUCUGAAUUCCAGGUGAUCCUCCAGGACCAUGAGCAUGCACUGCAGCAUGCUGCCGAGGAGAUCCUGCAUCGUGGAACCAAGUACGAUGUAGCGGUAUUGACCGAGCGAGUGGAUCGCUGUGCUGGCAAAGACAAGAUGGAGGGUGACCUGAAAGAGAUCCGUGACACACUGACAUGGCAGAGCACCAAGAUCGAGUCCAUGCAGUUCCAGAGCGGACUGGGUGGUGGCGGUGGUCUCGGCAUCCAUCGGAGUGGCAGCCGAGCCAGAUCUAUCAUCGCUCGCAGUGUUCUUGGUGGGAAACUCAGUCGCAGCAGCUCUAUGGCCAGCGACCUCCCUGUCACAAACAGCUUGAGCUGGAAGCAGACGUCCACGGCGGCACCUAUCUCCGGUGAAGGCAGCACUGUGAAGUUCUCCGAAGAGGACAGCAAGGAUGACGACGCCCAGGACUCCACGCUGAAGAUAUCCAUUCCGAAGGUUCCAUUUGCAGAGCGCAUCGAGGAAGAGUCUUUGCCUGGCGAUGUGGUCAGCCUUGCAGCAGGUUCUGAGCCUGGAGGCGAAGGCGCCUCCGACGCAGACGACAUCCGCAACGAUCCAAUGCGCGACCUCUUAGGCUUAAACGCCGGGAUAGAUGCCACAGGGCUGGAGGAGCACCUCGUGGAGCAGGAGCUGCAGCUGCAAAACCUGCAGGAACAGUUGGCAGACCUGAUGCAGGGCUCUGCCCUUGGGGCCUCUACACUGACGGAGCUCCUGCAGCAGCAGCUUGAGUGCCUGGCACAAGGUGUUUUUUGCUUAGGCAAGAUCUGCCUGAGACCCCAUAGAGGCGGCCCUGCCACAAGCACUGUCUUGCGGCACGACAACACGGUGGAAGUGCUUGGUCAUUUACGUUCAGUCAUGCAUUGGAUCACGCACCGGCAGCGGCCGUCUGAGUGGGAGCCCACAGCCCUCGCGACCAUUGCGCUACAGUCUACUCAUAUCCCGGACCACGAUGUCACCUACAGCCCUCCACGCCCGACGAGGGUGAAGGAAAGCCAGCCAAUGCCCUCGUUGCGACGUGGCAAAGCGACUCCGCGGGAGGUGAGCCCAGGUGAGCGCCGGCCGUUCGCAUCGGGUGGCCCCGGUUGGCGACAGCGUGGCCUACCCGCCAACUGCAGCUAUGACGAUGUGAAAAGGCCAAGCACCACCGGAGCCAUCAUGGUUGCUUCGAAACCCAUGGAUGGUCGGCCCCUGGUAGUUACACCUGGUGUAUGCGUGACAAGCAACGGCGCCGCACAUACUUCAGAAGCUGCAGAUGCUUACGAAAGACCAUCACGGGACCACUCUGUCGACGACGUUGUAUCACUGCCUCCUCUUCCGGAGUCCAACCACUCCAACGAUUCCGCCGUCUCGGUCAAGUCUCGUGAAAGUCGGCGUCGUCCUGGCAUGUAG
Messenger RNA from Symbiodinium sp. CCMP2456, 2508 nucleotides. Lineage: Eukaryota; Dinophyceae; Suessiales; Symbiodiniaceae. The record is from the annotation of a GenBank genome assembly.